AUGAUAAAGCUAACAAAAAUCAAUAAUGUCAUUGUGGAACCAAUCAAAUUACCACAACCACCAAAAAAUGUAAAAGGAUCAGAAUUAUUUAAUCAAUUAAAUGCAAAUAUAUUGGUAUGUGCUCCAAAGAAUAGUGGCAAGACUGUUGUUAUUAAAAAGAUUAUAGAUGAAUGUACUAAUAAACAAACCAAUGUUUUAAUUUUUUGUGCGACAGUUCACAAUGAUCAUAGUUGGUUGGAAAUUCAAAAAGAUUUGGAUAAAAGAGGAAUAACAUUUAUGGCAUUUACAAGUAUUUAUGAUGACAAGGCAAAUGUGUUGGAAGCAUUUAUUCAAAGUUUACAAGUAAAACCAAAUGAAAAUAGUAAAUCAUUGAUAUUGACCAAUAAUAUUGUGGCAGAGAAAUCAUCAUCAAAAAAAGAAGUGGCACCAGAUUAUUUAAUUAUUUUUGAUGAUUUAUCAAAUGAAUUAAAAGAUCCAAGUAUUACCAAACUAAUGAAGAUUCAAAGACACUUUUCAACCAAGAUUAUUAUUAGUACUCAAUCAUGGAAAGACACUUCAUCACAUAUUCGAAAAGAAAAAAUGAGCAGAAGGGUAUGGAUUUCAAAUGAUGGAGCUUGUAUUCACACAGGUUUGGGUGGCCAACAAGGAGAUGGAUUUGGAGAUUGGUUUAAAAAAGCAUACGACUUUGUAAAAGAAAACAAAUUAAUAUCACGAGGAGCAAAGGCACUUGGUGAUGCUGGUGUUCCUUAUGCUAGCAAGAUUGGAGAGGUUGCAGACAAAUUGGGUUAUGGAAAAAAACCAAGACGAAAAAGAACACAAGCUGGAGGAACGCAAUAUGGAAUUAAUGGUGGAGCCAAGAGAAAAAGAGGACCUAGAAAAAAAAAAAUGACAGCAAGAUUUGUAGAUUUAUUAAAUGAAUUUGAAGAUGUGGCCAUUGGACAAGUUGAUGAAUUGACAAUUACAGAUCAACUGGUACUGGAAAACACAACAAAUCAAAUUAUUUUUGGAGAUUUGCAAGUAAUUUUAAAUGUAGAUACAACAUCACAAUCUACAAUAGACAUACCAAGUAUUGGAUCAAAAAAGGUUGCUCAAGUGGUAUUGACAGAAAUAGAUCAAACAAUUAAUGGACACAAGACAUUUAGUGAUAGUUUAAAAGUCGACAAAUCAAUUGAAUCAAAUGAAAUGAAAACAAAUACAAUUACUCCUCAAUCGGGUGUAGGUAUUACUAUUAAUGGAACAACAACAGUAAAUAAUCUUGAAAUAAAUGGAAAGGUUAGCAUGCAAUUACUGGAUAUUGCCAACAUAGAGUGUGAAUCUCUUGCAACAAACAAAACUACUGGAGAAACAAUUAAUAUUGCAGCAAUCAAAUCAUUAUUUAUCAAUGCACCAUCUGUAGAAACAAACCAGUUAUCAUUUGUCAAUCUAAUUCCAGGUUAUAUUCCAACACCACUGGAUUUCUAUGAAUAUUAUACGCACUGGGUUCAAUUUAAAUACAAUCUAUCUGGAGGAUCAUAUGUUUAUUCAUACAACCAAAUCCAUAUCGUAAGAAUUGGUAAACUAGUUACACUGUGUGUUGAUUCACCUCCAACCUUUACAAUGCAUGCAACAGCUCAAGCUUCAGAAGUAUACACUGAUAUUAUUAUUCCUGAAAGAUUUAGACCUCCCAAUAUUCAAAUAGUCACAGUGUCAACAUACCAAAAACAAUCUCCAACUUUAUUUAUCCAUCCAUGUAGAAUCUGUUGUAUGUUAGAUGGACAAUUGAUAAUCCAAAAUAGUGAUGGAAGUGGAAUACCUUGUGAUGCCAACCAAUCUUUUUCCAUUGAUCCAUUUUCUAUGAGCUAUGUUUGCAUAUAA
Cavenderia fasciculata is the source of this 1854-nucleotide messenger RNA. RefSeq lists its product as uncharacterized. The coding region runs from base 1 to 1854 and encodes 617 amino acids. The record is from RefSeq and is a predicted model, not a curated record. The transcript is spliced from 3 exons. Lineage: Eukaryota; Evosea; Eumycetozoa; Acytosteliales; Cavenderiaceae.